Messenger RNA from Lolium rigidum, 2389 nucleotides. Its product is annotated as transcription termination factor MTEF1, chloroplastic-like. The record is from RefSeq and is a predicted model, not a curated record. The coding region runs from base 1 to 861 and encodes 286 amino acids. Gene Ontology annotation, biological process: regulation of DNA-templated transcription. Lineage: Eukaryota; Viridiplantae; Streptophyta; Magnoliopsida; Poales; Poaceae. Gene Ontology annotation, molecular function: double-stranded DNA binding. The transcript has 6 exons.
AUGCUUGCUCACACGAGCCUUCCGCCGCUGCCCCCACCUCCCACACCAACCCCGACGCCGCCCGCCCGCCGUGCCGCCGCCGCCGCAGUCGGAGGCGGUGGCGGCGUGGAGUUCCGCCGCAAGCUCCACUUUCUGUCGGCCGAGCUCCACCUUGACCCAUUCCCGCUCCUCGCCCUACAUCCAGAGCUCCGCUCGGCGCCGCUCCCGCUCCUCCACGACUCCCUGCGCCUCCUCCUCUCGCACGGGCUCUCCGCGGGCGACGCCUCCCGCGUCUUCGCGGCCUUCCCGGCGCUCCUCACCUCUCCCCCGGAGGAGUCCCUCCGCUUCCUCUCCGCCGCCGCGCCGCUGCCCCCUCCGCUCCUCCGCGCCGCGGUGGUGCGCUCCCCUCGCCUCCUCGCCGCGUCCAUCCCGGACACCCUCAGCCCCGCGCUCCACUUCCUUCGCCGCCGCAUCUCCCUGCGCCGGAGACCGCUCCCGCUCGCCGCCGCCCUGCUCCUCGCCUUCUCCGUCGACCGCACCCUCCUCCCCAAGCUCCUGUUCCUCGGCGAAGCCACGGGGCUCCCUGACCCCGCCGUCUGCACCAUUAUUCGCCGCGCCCCCGCCAUCCUCUCCUAUGGCAUCGAGACCAACCUCACGCCCAAGCUCAAGUUCCUCGCCGAUGGCAUGGGCAAGGAUCCAGCCACCGAGCUCACCCAGUUCCCGCACUACUUCGCGUUCAGCUUGGAGGGGAGGAUCAGGCCGAGGCACCAGACCUUGAGGGUCAGGGGCGUUCAGAUGUCAAUAAAGGACAUGCUCACCAUCAGCGACGAUGAGUUCAAGGAGCGGCUCGUCGAUGCCGCACUGUCGAGGCAGAGGACGUGAACCUGCACUCAGAAGCAGGGUAUCCGUGGUGGCUGUACUGAAUCUGCUUGUGCAAAAUGACAGCGCACUUUGGUUUGGAUUUGAUCAAGAAGAUCACCCUCUAAUGCGCUGAAUGCCAUCAACAAUAACUUGGAAGAGUUUCAUGUGUUUAUCUGGAUUCACUAUCAUCAACUAAAGCCCGACGGCAAGGCUGAGAUAUAUGAAAGUCAUCCAGAGAGAGGCAAGAGUUUGUGAUCUCUGAAGAAUGAUCAUUUUAUAUCGUCAUUGCCGUGAGUCAAUGAUGUUCACAAUGACAUGAAAAAAGUGACUGCUAUUAUGAUUUUUCUCGAAUAGUCUGUUGCUGCUAAGUUGAUACAUUUCGUCUCCUAACCUUGGAGGAAAGAUGGGGUCUGAGCAUGAGCUCUUUGAGAAGGAAAUUUUUGUUUGAUGGUGGAGCUUUGGGGCUUAGGUUUAGGGAAUAGGACUACAAUGUUGGCGAUUACAAUUGUAAUUUGGUGUGAAUAUGUGCCGUUGGACUGUUUGUGAUGGUCCGAUUCAACCUCGUUUUUUCUACAGCAAACCACCAAGCUUUCGAGGAAGGAUGGGUCUGAGGCAUGAGCUGUUUGAGAAGGAAUUUUUUUUGUUUGAUGGUGGAGCUGUGGGACUUAGCUUAGGGAGUAGGACUACCAUGUUGGAGAUUACAAUUGUAAUUUGGUGUUCCUUCUCACAGGGACUGUUUGUGAUGGUCUAAUUCACCUCGUUUUUUCUACAGCAAACCACCAAGUGAAGGCGUUCUGCACUAUGACUGGACCUUCAGUAAGUUUAUCGCCAGUUAGACGGACAUUGUAGUGCACUAUAAUGGGUUUUUGGGAUUCCCCUGGGAGUGCCGUCCCAACAAGAUCAAUCCAGAAGUUACCAGAGAGGCUACCAGGAGUGCCUAUAACAGUUACAGAAGAACCUGCAACAAGCCCGCAAGUUCUUGCAUCGUUGAUUGCUUCGGUUGCAUGAGGAAGGCCGGCGGAGAUGUUGGCUAACUGCUUCAUGUGAUUCCAGGUAUCUAGCCAGUGUAAUCCUUCAAGAGAGGAAUUCCCGGUAUCCAAGCUGCUUGAAGCAUCCGGUGCUACUGCUACUACCUGUGUUUUCUCCGGAUCGGUUACCGGUGUAUCGGCUCGGUUGCUCAGCCAUGCGAGGGGAUUGGCAUGUAGGAUUUGAUUUCGGGAUUCUCCUGAUGCGGGGCUGUUCACUAUCAAGUAUCGCACGACAAGAGGAGAGAAGAAGGUGAUCAGAACUGCAACACUGAUUUGCUUUGUUGUCCACAUUUCUGAUCUCACCUUCCACGGAGCCGUGGCAUUCAGCCCUUGUAAGUAGUAUCCACGCUUCUGGUCAAGGUCCAGCAUAGCACGUGUGUAAGCAUUCUUGCUCAAAUAUAAAUUAAAGUACCAAGUUGACGAUGUUACAUAUCAGUGCCAAGAACAUGAAACAAAAUGGAAAUAAACUACACCCUAGUGAUUGAAAUAUCGGAACUUCCAACCUUUGGGUUGGUGUGCUA